Molecule: messenger RNA, 942 nt
Organism: Podarcis lilfordi (Lilford's wall lizard)
Lineage: Eukaryota; Metazoa; Chordata; Lepidosauria; Squamata; Lacertidae
Source: the annotation of a GenBank genome assembly
AUGGCUUCUAAAAAAUACCAAACUACACUGACAUCUGGGUCAGGUCUACAAGUGAGAAGACAAUCAACAGCUGAAACAGACCCCAAUGCUGACAUAAAAGAUCUUAUAAUGGGGAUGGAAAAGAGCCUGAAUGAUAAGCUGGACAUAUUAGCUGGCAACAUCCAACAAAACUCAAAGCUAAUAAUAGACUUAACAACACAAAUAAGUGACCUCUCACUUAAAAAUAAAGAACUGGCUAAAUCUGUACAAGAACUCAAGAGUAAAUCCACCAAACAAGAGGAAAUGACGAAGAAAUUGCAAAUUGAAAAUAAGGACAUUAAAAAAUCACAAGAUUCAACGAAGGAAGAAAUAAACGACUUAAAGAGAGCCCAUGAAGAGCUGCUAGAUGAUUUAUCAUUGAUGGAGAUGUGUCAGAAGGAGAUGGUCCUCCGCUUCCGAGGCGUACCACAAACUUAUGAUGAACAAAUUCAAGAGAAACUAUCACAGGAGAUUGCAAACUGGUUGGGAGUAGAAGUAGAAGAGAUGCUAUUGGAUAUUGAUAAAAUUUUCAGGAUCAAAUCAGAAAGAUCGGACACUUACAAAGGGCCAGGAGAUUGCUUAUUUUUUUUCAACUCAAGACUUUUAAAGGACAAAAUAUUACAUCAAAAAGGACAAGCGAAGUUAAUAAUAGAAGAUAGGCCUAUCAAAAUAUUUAAGGAAAUCCCAAAAAGAAUUUUGAAGAAAAGGCAGAACUAUAAGACAGUAACAGAUGCACUCAAGAAGAAUUCGAUUAGAUUUCGGUGGGAAUUCCCUGAGGGCAUCACCUUCACAUACAAGGACAGAAGAAAAACUUUUAGAUCAGUAGAAGAGCUGGGAAAAUUCUGGAGGAAGUAUAAAAAAGAACUAACUGGAGAUCCGACAUUGGAGCGAGAGGAAACAACGCAGACGCCACAAGAAGCAUAG